AUGCAGCUUUUUGCCCCGCUCCUGGUAGUUCUCGCCGUCUUCUCGUCUACCACCACGGCCAAGUCCGCGGAGGAGUCCAAGACCAUCGACGAUCUUUACGCUGAUGCGGUAGCCGAAGGAGGUAACCUUGUCCUGUACCAUGGCGGUGACACUCCUACCCAGCAAGACGGACUCCACGCAGCCUUCACGCAGCGCUUCCCGGAGAUCAACUUCACUGCAGUCGUUGACUACAGCAAGUACCACGACGUCCGCAUUGAUAACCAACUGGAGACCGACACCCUCGUCCCUGACGUGGUCGCUCUUCAAACGUUGCAAGACUUCACGCGUUGGGCUAAGGCUGGCGUGCUACUCCCCUACAAGCCUGCCAACUUCUCCAAGAUCCACGACUCGCUCAAGGACAAGAACGGCGCGUGGAUGGCGUACACGAUCUUUUCUUUCGGCUACAUUUACAACUCAAGUGCGCUCGACGGUGUAGCGGCACCUACCACCCCCGCCGAUCUCGUAAACCCGCAAUGGGCUGGCAAGAUCGCGUCAACGUACCCUCAUGACGACGACGCUGCGUUGUUCCUGUACACUCGCUACGUGGAGAAGUACGGCUGGGACUGGGUCUCUAAGCUUGCCCAGCAGAACGUCAGCUUUAACCGUGGAUCCAACGCCGCCGGAGAACUUGUGAGCUCCGGGGAGAAGGUGAUUGGCGUCGGAACAAGCGGCUUCGGUGCUUCGAUCGAGUUCGUUGGCGGCAACGGCACAGACUUCCUCAGCUGGGGGCAGCGUGUUGGCAUCUUGAAGAAGGCCAAGCACCCCGCUGCUGCGAAGCUUUUCAUGAACUGGGCCGUAUCCGAGGAGGCCCAGACGACGCCCUGGGACAUCCCGGAGGCGAACAUGGCUGCCUUCCCCAAGUUCAUGGAGGACCGCGCCAAGGUGGAGCAGUGGAAGCAGACCUUCGCGCUGUACUUCGGCGAGGUGCAGGGUGAGCCGAGCCCAGGUUUCCUUGGGCUGCACCCUGGUCAGUGA
Molecule: messenger RNA, 1014 nt
Organism: Phytophthora sojae
Lineage: Eukaryota; Oomycota; Peronosporomycetes; Peronosporales; Peronosporaceae
Exons: 2
Coding region: 1-1014 (337 amino acids)
Source: RefSeq, a predicted model, not a curated record